Messenger RNA from Elephantulus edwardii (Cape elephant shrew), 825 nucleotides. It is a transcript of the gene KLRG2, whose product is annotated as killer cell lectin-like receptor subfamily G, member 2. The transcript has 6 exons. Lineage: Eukaryota; Metazoa; Chordata; Mammalia; Macroscelidea; Macroscelididae. Bases 1 to 825 code for a protein of 274 amino acids. The record is from RefSeq and is a predicted model, not a curated record.
AUGGAACCGGCCGAGCGCGCGGAGUCCGAGUUCCCGAUGGAGCCACUGGGCAGUCGCACGCUGGAGUCGGAGACCCCGGGGACCCCGGGAACGCCGGGGACUCCGGGAACCCCAGGAACGCCGGGGACGCCGCGCCUGUCCCCCGGCUGCGCGCGCCGCGCCCCGGCCACCACCGUUCCCCGGAGCCCACUGGCCGGGCUCUGGGACCAGGAGCGCGCCGCGCCCGCAGAGAGACCCCCGGGCUCGCCCUUCGGCUGCUGCCGGUGCCGCGAGCUGGACCCGGGCGCUAAGGAGGUGGCCGCGCUGCUGCCCGGCGCCGAGGGAGACAAGCUGCCGCGCGCCAUCGCGCUCAUAGGACUCUCCAAGUACAUGAAGUCCCUGCGCUGGGCCCUGGUCAUCAUGGCUCUGCUCCUGGCAGUGUCUGCGGUCACCAAUGUGGUCCUGGCUUCUCGAGGAGGGACCACGUGCCGCCCGUGUCCCCAGGGCUGGCUGUGGGCCGAGGAGCAAUGCUUCUACCUCUCCAAGGAUGCACGCGCCUGGGAGGACAGCCGGGCUUUCUGCUCUGCCCACCGGGCCACCCUCCCUCUGCUGAGCCACACCCAGGGUGUCCUGAGCAGACAGCACAUGGCCGUGCGCUCUUGGGUGGGAGCCCGGCGUGACCACCGGGGCUGGCACUGGACUGAUGGGGCACCCCUGCCACCGCAGCUGCUCCUGGAGGACCCAGAGCAGCCGGAGCUGAGCUGUGGGGGCCUGGAGGAAGGCCAGUUGGUGGCCCUGGACUGCAACAGGCCCCGACCUUGGGUCUGUGCCCUGAACGCUGAAUGA